Messenger RNA from Actinia tenebrosa (Australian red waratah sea anemone), 2335 nucleotides. RefSeq lists its product as uncharacterized. Gene Ontology annotation, biological process: negative regulation of cell population proliferation; apoptotic process; hippo signaling. Gene Ontology annotation, cellular component: cytosol. NCBI's taxonomy places the organism in Eukaryota, Metazoa, Cnidaria, Anthozoa, Actiniaria, Actiniidae. Gene Ontology annotation, molecular function: protein binding; molecular adaptor activity. The record is from RefSeq and is a predicted model, not a curated record.
AUUCUGAAAGUUUUAAAGAUGAUCGGCGUUCUCGGCAUAUUCUACGAUCUUCCUCCCAGUAAUAGAGGAAAAUCAAUGCCAUAGUUUGCCAUAACAAACGAAAACGGCGUCAUCACUUAAGGAGAGAUGCCUUUUCGACUUCUGAAGAGAAAAGAGAAGGCAAAAAAUCCGAAGGAAAGGUUGAUCCAUGGAAAGUACACGAAGCGGGAAGAUACGACUAAAAUCUUACAAGAAAAACUGAAGAAAAGUUCUUCAUCUCCAAACCUUCCUUUUGAAUGUGAUGUAUCGAGAGAGGUCUUAUCUAAAUCCCAGAUAUCUGACUAUUGGAAAGAACAAGACACAACAGAUGAAAAUGCUGGAAUACUGAUGCUUGGAGCAGGUCAUGCUGCAAAUACUGAUGAAUAUAGUCCACCUUACCAAAGAGAUAUUUCAUCCAUGGUUGAUACUCCAGAAAGGAGUGCCGUUAAUUUAGAAAUUACUGAUUCUAUUCAAAAUAUGAACCUCAACACUGAAUAUUGCGAGAACUGUUGUAACAAUCAAAGCAUUCCUGAACCAAAUAUUCAAGACAGGAUCUAUCGCCAUCCACCCCCGUAUCAAAAUCUAAUGCAACAAGAAAAGAGAGCCAAGCCUUCAUUAGACAAAUACAGACAUCCACCUCCUUACAGAGAAACAGUACAGCUACACGAUGACAUUAAUAGUCUGUACUCUGAGAGAAUCUCUCCUGCCGAAAGAACUGAAAUCAUUAACAGGCUUAUGAGUUUCCAAACGGCUGAAUAUACUCCACAACAUUACUCUCAAUCACAACCUUGUCUGCCAACCACCUGCAUCAACAAAGGCAUAAAAGUGGACAAGGAGACAAUGACUGAUAUGUGUCCAGACAAUAAUAAUCUUGACACUUUUAUUACAAAUAUGGCUGUAUGUGGCAAUGUUAAUUACGCUGGGCUGUAUAAUAGUCAUGCUACUAUUAUGUCUGAUUCUUAUGUCUACACAUGUUCUCAUGGUAUCCCUUUUCAAGAGGAUAGUACCGUAUCACAGUGUUACCAAGAAGAUGCUUCUGUUGCUCCAGGCAAUUUAUACAGCAACAGUGGAAAUGCAUCACUGGUUUCCAGUUCUCAACAGUUUUAUAGAAGUUGUGUCUCUACUGAUUCAGAUGACCAGGAUCAGGCAUCAGGCUAUCUAGAGCUUGACCACAUCUUGCCACCAGGCUGGGAGGCCGCAGUAACCCCUGAUGGCAGGAAAUACUUUAUUGACCAUCACACAAAGACUACUGACUGGAAGCAUCCUAUACACAAAGAAGAACUUCCAGAAGGAUGGGAGAGAGCAGAAUCCCAGGAGUAUGGAGUAUAUUAUGUCAACUGCCAGAGUAACAUAGCCCAGUGUGAACAUCCAUUACAAAGUCAAUAUAUUCAACGAUACAAACAACCACAACAUGUUGGUCAACAACCUGAACAGAAUCAAGUAUAUGACGAAGUACGGCAGGAACCAAUAGAACACAUUUCAAAGGUGUCAUUUGGUGGAGAAAUACCACAAUGGCUUAUGACAUAUGCACAAGCAUCCCCUGAAUAUGACUGUUUCCUGAAGUGGGAACUCUUCCGGUACAGUGAGUUAGACUGUUGGCAGACGAUGUUAAAGAGAUUGUACAAGAAAGAAGUUGAACAAAUUGUCAUGAGGUACGAAGAAUACAGUCAGGCCCUACAAAGAGAGAUAGAAAGAAGACAACAACAACAAAAGAGACUCAGCUCACAAGCUCUUGCCGACAUGGACAGAGAAAGUGAUGUAUAGAAAAGAACAAUGACUAAAAUGUUUAUGUAAUACAAAGUAUUUAAACCAAUUUACUAGGGAGGAAAAAAAACUGAAAAAGUGUAAUUUAUAAACUUGUGUAAGAGAAUAAGAUGUAUUAUUGAUAUUUUAGAGGCGAAGUCUUUUAUAUUAUGCGCAUAGAUAUGUUGUAUUGGUAUCAUGAGGAAACCAGUCAUAUAUUAAAAAAACUCACGUUUACAAGGAUCGAAACUGCGACUUCACUAACCUGUCACAAAAUACACCCAGGAAAAACCACCGGCUUUCGAAAUAAAUGAGUGACCCUUAGAUCCAAUACAUCCAUCUGGAGACUUAUUUAACACUAAGUAUCGAAAGUAGAGCAAACAUUAAACGAAAGCCUUAAUUUCAUUUUAGAAAAAUAAGCUUUAAUAAAAAAAUAUAUCAAAAACAAGGUUUCGAUUAAGAUGGAUCGUGCACUCGUGAUCACACAAGACUUUACACUAAGUCACUAUCGUUAAUGACCUGUAGCGUUAUAAAAAGAACUGAUCAUUUGUGAUUAACAUGAACUGAUUUGACA